Molecule: messenger RNA, 3059 nt
Organism: Pomacea canaliculata
Lineage: Eukaryota; Metazoa; Mollusca; Gastropoda; Architaenioglossa; Ampullariidae
Product: cell wall integrity and stress response component 1-like
Exons: 1
Coding region: 284-1087 (267 amino acids)
Source: RefSeq, a predicted model, not a curated record
CAACGGUCCGCAAUCAAUCUCAGACACUUCCACACAAGCUGCACACUGUAUCGAACAGCAGGCGCGGUGACUUCAAAACUCAGUUUGCCUUCCAGGAUAUACGACCAACUGCCUGUCGAUUCUCCAUCGCCAUCACCACUCCUCCAAAAAUACGGAAGACGUUUACGGCAAGUUUUCCAGAAAUUUCUAUUGCCGAUUUUUUUGCAGCUGAACGGACCUGAACGUUCACUUUCUUGUUUAUAUUCUCGCAAAGCAUCCUAGUUGUGUCGCUCCUGCAGCAGUAAUGGCUCCCACGUGCGAGACGUGCGGCAAGAGUGACAGCGCAUCAGCUGCAGCUGCAGCUGCCGCAAUACACCAGUCGUACUGCGACGUGCCUCCUUUCCACGGCAUGUUCGACUGUGACGACGACGACGGCGAAGACUUGAUGUAUCAGGUCGGCAGCAACAUCAGUCGCUACCCCACCAAUACCAACACCACCCCUCGCAACAUCAUCCCCGAAGCGUCGGAGACGUUUUUGCGCGUCAUGCAGCAGCUGGACUCCGCGAAGGACGACCUUGACCCUGAAACCAUCCCACCCAGCAGCAGCAGCAACAGCAGCAAAAACAAGAACAACAGUAGCAAUGGUUGCACCAAGCCAAAAGAACUAAAGUCAGCAGCCAGCGCCCUCUGCGAGAAAUCACGAGAACAAAGGUCAGUAAAGGUUGUGAAGAAGUCAGCUUCGUUUUCUUCUCACCACUCGUCGCUGUCGUCCUCCUCUUCUUCCUCCUCGUCGUCGUCGUCAAAGGCAGCGUUCUGCGCCCAAACCGGCGACCGCAGCAGCAACACAGACGCCGCAUCCAGACGCAUGUCCAUGCCGUGCACACGCAGGGAAAAGCACGUGCAGUGGGCGGACCAGGUGGGCGCCGGAGCGCAGCUGGUGUCCGUUCGCCUCAUCCGACCCCGGGUGGAAGCGAAGGAGGAUGACAAAGCCGCGUCAUCGUCCUCCCCUGCCAGGUCCAUCUUGCGGAGGCUGGGCGUCACCAAGAACGACAAACCCGUGACUGAAGAGCGAUCACUCUUUCGACGUCUUGGUGUCGGCAGACGUUGAACAGAAAUCUUGGGUGUCCUCCACUUUGCAAGCGACUGACACUUGUCGCAGAUUCGUUUUAGAUCAGCUACCCGAGACAGCAGACGGCAACUCAGAACAGAAAGCACCUGACCGCUGUUCCCCACCAGGGUUUCGAACCCUUGCAGCUGCGCCUUGUCUAAUGAAGCGGAGAAUGGACUUGCGGUGAUGAACUGUGCUCUUGGCCCAGAGUCUUUCCGACAGCUGCGUACACCCGAUGACGGGUAACAACAUCCAUUUACUGAUGUUAACAUGCUACCCGUUUAAAAACCAGAACGGUUUUUUUUCUAACACAGUGUACACAACGCAUGUUCAUAAUUAAUAUUGAGAAUUGUAUCAGUCGGAACUGUAAGCUGUUGGUUUGUAACCCACUGUUCUAUUCGUGGUCUUCAGGGUAUGUGUGAACCCGAUUAACUUAUUGUUUGUGUCAGCAUGCCUAUUGUUUUGGAGAUAAAAGGUCUGGUUUCUCAUUUAUGUAUUCGAAUGAAUGAAAAAGUUCAGUCAUUAAGAAGUUAACGCUAGUUAUUUAUACUAACGGCAGAUGAACAGUGAAAACUAUUUGUUAUUUAUAAAGCCGGCAGAAUGGAAUGGGCACGGACAUUGUUAUUCCAAUGUGCCACAAUCUGACAAGCGACCUUAACUACCUGAUGUCGUGAAGUGCACAUUGGGUGGGCGAGAGAAAAAAAAAAGUAUUUCCAUUGAACUGUCCAUUCAUACAUUUAAAAAAAAAGUGUUUAUGUACAAGAUACACAAAAUAUAGUUAUUAUAAUGUUAGUCGAUAUUAGAUAUUCACAAUAUGCGUGUGAUAUAUAAAUACACACACGAUAUAUGUGUAAUCAGUAGACACCUAUAUUUUCAAUUUUUGAGGUGUCUGCGUUGUUCGUCCAUCAUGCGUGCCAGCUGGACGUUUUCAUUCACUUGUUUUGAACUUUCGAUAAGAAAAUUUUUCGUCAAACAAGUGGAAGAGCACGCGUCUAUAAGUUUUUUAAAACACCAGUUUGAUUGGUGGAAAUAAUGUGUUCGUAGAAAGUUUUCGAUCAAUUUAAAUAACUAUAUAUAUUUACUAAACGCCAAAAUAUUGCACUUUUUCCGCAACCCGUAUCAGCCGCGACUCACCAGGCUGAACAGGGAUCGGCGGGGUGGUUAGAUGCACAGCUACGUUAAAAUUGUGAUUUUUUCUUGUCAUUUGUUCUGAUAUUUGCCGUCUAGGCUGUGGCUUUUCAUUUUAUACUGCAUGACCUGCUUUGAAUGUCACACCAGUCAACAUUUUGAAAUCGUAAGAACAUCUGACUUAAUUUUUUUCUCCUGGACAGUGGUGCAGUUUGUUUGAAAAACGCGAUGGGUCGGUAGCAUUACAGUGUAGAACCAGACUGUUUCCUGCAACUCAGAAAUGACUUGCGUAUAUAUGGAAACAAGACGGCUCUCUAGAAAAUAAAAAUGCAGAUUGACAAUACUUUUUUUAAAUCAACCAUUAAAAAUGGCAGUUCACUGAACCAAGAAAAAUAUCUACUAGUUUUUUUUUUGUAUUAGCUGGUCAUGCACCAUGCUUUUGUGUAAAGCAAACUGUGGUGAGCACCCCUCUCCCAUUUUACAAGCAAUUUUUUUCUAUGUGGUCACAUUUCUACUUAUAUUAUUAUUCUCAGCAACCACCAGUUUUCGUUGCUAUUGAGAAAUAUUUUACUUGGAAAAAGUCUUCUAAAUCUAAAUCUUAAAAUGAUGGAUUUACUUCCAUGUUCCUUGCAAAAUGUUCAUGAUUAUUUCAUUCCAAAAGUGUUCUUCAAAGUCUGAUGUGAAGUCUUUUACCUGUGUGAAUGCUGAAGCUUACAAUCAAGUUACUGUGGGUUUAACUGUAAAGUACAGCCUAAAAAUGUGAUGCUUUUCAUGUCAUGUUUGUCUGACAUGGUGCUGUAUCUUCAAUUAAGGCAAGCUGCAAUAAAGUGCUAAUUGAAUUUUU